AAAAAUCUGGUUUGGACUACAAACAAUAUCGUCGCAUUUUCUUGACAGCCAUUCUGUUCUGUGUAUCGCUGUACUACAUUAUGAGCACCCUGGUGCCGUAUGGUGACCUGGUCGAGAAUGAAAUCAGAGUGGGCUACUUUGUCAACACCUCGGGCUGUCGCAUGAUGGCUCUGCGUCCAUUGCCACCGGAAUCUCGAACCUACUUGCGACGACUGGAGGCCAAGCAAUGCACUAAGCCCCAACUAUUUCGAGCUGUAACGGAACGGGGCAAGAACUAUCUAAAGCUGACUAUGUCAGAAGGCGAAAUCCUUAGUGUCUUCAGGGUGGAAAGCAUUAACCACGUCCAAUGUAAAUACGUGCUGAUCGAGCGAUAUAAUGACUUUCAGAACAUACCAAAUGCCACAGAAAUGUUCUUUCUGAGCCAGCAAGCACAACAAAUCAAAGUCGGGGAAGGCGGCCAGAUAUUGAGAAUCCAAUGCCAUGGAGCAAACAAUGAGACGGUUUACCAUGAUGUUCACUUCUUUUUACCGCCACCAACUCCUCUGCCUAAUGAAGCUGCCUCUUCAGCUUCAGAUGCAGACAGUCUAUCCGUGAUGAUAAUGGGCAUCGAUUCCAUUUCACACAUGCACUUUAUACGAUCGAUGCCAUUGCUGAGUGGUUACGUGGGCAGUUUGCCCCAUGUUGAGUUUUGGGGCUACAAUCGCGUGGGGCGCAACACUUACCCCAAUCUGGUUCCACUCUUCAGUGGACUAAAUGAGGACGAGCUGCAGUCCGAUUGCUGUGAUGGCCAAAGCAACUACGAUGAAUGCGAUUUUCUCUGGAAUCGUUUCAAGGAUGUUGGCUAUAACACGAGCUACGGCGAAGACACCCGCGUCGGUGGCACAUUCAACUACGGCAAAUCGGGUUUCGAUCGACAACCAACGGACUUUUACCUGCGACCCGUCAUGCUGGAAAUAGAUCAGCACACUCGCUACAGUAUUGAUCGACGCGACGAAAUUCAUUGCACGGCAAGUCGCAAGUAUGCAGAAAUUCUGUACGAGUUCAUCUACAAGCUGAUGCCUCACAUGAAGCGGGGACCUCACUUCUCGUUCUUCUGGCAGUCCCAGGGGGUUCACGAUUAUUUUAACUAUGCCCAGUUCCUGGACGAGGAGUACUUGAAUCUGUUCCGUCGCCUAGAAACCGAGGGUAUCUUGAAUAGUACUCUAGUACUCCUAAUGUCCGAUCAUGGAAUGCGAUACGGUUCCUUCCGCAAUAGUUACCAGGGAAUGCUCGAGGAAUCGCAGCCACUUCUGAUAGCUCUGUAUCCCAACUGGCUGGCGAAGGCUUAUCCCUUCGCCAUAUCGAAUCUAAGGCUAAAUGCUCAUCGUCUCGUUACAACAUACGAUUUACAUGCAACUCUCAAGGAUUUGACAAACUUACAACUGCUCCGUGAUGGCAAUAUUGCACAUCGAACGACUGUGCUUGAGAAACUGGGACCAAAGAUACCUCGUGGCAUUAGCCUCUUUCUGCCCAUACCAGAGAUACGAAAUUGUGGAUUGGCAGGCAUUCCAUCUUCUUACUGCCUGUGCCAUACCUUGAGCCAGAUACUUACCACAGAUCAGAGAGCGCAGCGGGCUGCUGAAUUUGUGGUGCAAUCAAUUAACUCAAUCACAAGCGAGGAGAAGCUUUGCCAGAGAUUGAGAUUGAAAGAGUUGCAAGCGGCCUAUCUUUUAAAUCAGGACAACAAUAUGUAUGAGUUUGAGGUGAAGGUUCGACUCCGAACGACGCCGGGCGAGGGACAAUUCGAGGGAACUACGAGAUUUACAGGGUAUUCACUGGCACUGAACGGAGUAGUUAUUCGAACCAACAAGUAUGCUAAUCAAUCUUAUUGUGUGGAAAAUUACCGCAUCGAAAUGUAUUGCUAUUGCUUAUAAAAAGAAGAACUAAAAAACUUGAUUAAAUUUAACUAUUACUAUUAAUUAAUUAAUUUGAC
Messenger RNA from Drosophila grimshawi, 1972 nucleotides. RefSeq lists its product as uncharacterized. Bases 81 to 1913 code for a protein of 610 amino acids. The record is from RefSeq and is a predicted model, not a curated record. The transcript has a single exon. Lineage: Eukaryota; Metazoa; Arthropoda; Insecta; Diptera; Drosophilidae.